This is a messenger RNA of Diaporthe amygdali, 1488 nucleotides long. RefSeq lists its product as uncharacterized. The transcript has a single exon. The record is from RefSeq and is a predicted model, not a curated record. Gene Ontology annotation, cellular component: cytosol; perinuclear region of cytoplasm; nucleus. Gene Ontology annotation, biological process: nucleocytoplasmic transport; activation of GTPase activity. Gene Ontology annotation, molecular function: GTPase activator activity; small GTPase binding. Bases 1 to 1488 code for a protein of 495 amino acids. Lineage: Eukaryota; Fungi; Ascomycota; Sordariomycetes; Diaporthales; Diaporthaceae.
AUGCCCAACAGCACUACUUCAGGCCCAGGCGGCCUCUCGCCCCAGCCGUCCUCAGCCACCAGGCCCCGCUCAAGAGCUACACGGCGCAGUUAUGGAAUCCUCGACGCUCGCGUGAAGAAAAUCAGCGCCAACCAAUGCGUUUUGGGCAAGACCUUGAAUAAGGCCAGGUGCUCACAUGAAUGCAAAUGCCAUGGCUUGGAAAGCAGGCUCCGCGAGGAGCUGCUGAGCCUGGCAACCCAACCAUGUGGCCAACCAAUUUCCUUCAUCUUCGACACAUUUACCUUCACGCCGGUCGAUGCAGACCAGGCGGCCUUGUUCUUCAACCACUACGGCCAUCUCUACCACAUUCGAAAGUUUACCCUCAACAACAAUGUCGUCAAACUCGACACCCCAGAGGAGAUCCGGCCGUACAUCAUCGCCAUCAACAACCUCCCUCUACUCGAAGAGAUCUCCUUCGCCGGCUCUUCGUUAGGCAUCUGGGCUGCUUAUGCCCUGGCAGAUGCACUGCGAGCCAAGAAAAAGCUGCGUCGCGCUGACUUUUCCGACUGCUUCACUGGCCGUGGACCGGCUGAGAUUGCCCCGGCCAUGGAUGCACUUAUCUCGGCCUUUCUCGAACUGCCCGCGCUGGAGACCAUCAGCCUCUCAGGCAACGCUUUCGGUCCACAAGUCGCGGGGCCCCUCGUCCGCCUGGUCGGGGGCCACACGCCGCUGCAGGAACUCGACAUCAACAACGUCGGCCUCGGCCCAGAGACCGGCGUCGCAUUCGCCGGCGCACUGGAGGACCUAGCCAAGAAUAAAGCCGCCAUCGGCGCCCCUCCCCUGCGAAAGCUCCUGUGCAACCGGAACCGCCUCAUCCAGGACCAAGACGAGCCGCUCUUCGGCAUGGCGCAGUGGGCCAAGGCGCUCGCCGCGCAUCCGCAGCUGCGGACCGUCCACCUGGCCAACAACGGCCUCCUGCACGAGGGCAUGAACACCAUCAUAUCGCAAGGCCUGGCGCACAUCCAAGGGAUCGAGGAGCUCGACCUGCAGGACAACAUCUUCACGUCGCGGGGCAGCACGCACGCGGAGCUCGCCCGGGCGGCCGCGCGCUGGCCGCGCCUGCGCGAGCUCACCCUCAACGACAGCUUCCUGGGCUCGCGGGGCGCGGGGCUGCUGAUCGCGGCGCUGGCGGGCGUCCAGGACAGCAAGCUGGAGGUGCUCAAGGUGGCGGGGGCCAACCUCAACCCGGCCAACACGCUGGCUCUGGCGGGCGUCUUCGACAAGCUGUCGUCUCUGCGGGAGCUGGAGUUGAACAUGAACAACAUCCCCGAGGGCGAUGCCGGCUACGAGAGUCUGAAGAGGCUGCUGCAGGAGAGGGGCGCGGAGAGGAAUGUGAAGACGAGAAUCGAUGACCUCGAGGACCCGAGCUAUUCGGAGGAAUCGCGGAGCACGACUGGCUCUAGAAAUGGGUCCAACUCAAGUGGCUCUUCCGGUGCUCAGUCAUCUUGA